AUGACGCUGUCCGCGCAGCGCAAGGAAUCAAAGAGGACGUGGCCGGAUCAUUUCUUAUACGUGGCGGCGAUCGGCGGCGCUAGAGACAGCGCAGACACGCUAGUUGUCAAUGAAAUUGUGAACCACGCAUCUGCAUAUAUCGAGAUCGUUAUCAAAGCCAAGUGCGACCCGAGCCGUAUCGAGCACCUUCGGCACGCUAAGGAACUUGCGCACUUCGCGCAGCUCAUCGAGACGAUCGCCACGUCGAUCGGUAAAGAGGUCGUUGCGGAGCACGUCGAUGCUCCAUCACAGCGGAAGGAAACGCGCAAAUGCGUCAAAGUUGGGCACAUUCAAGCAAAUUGCCGAUCGAGCUUUAGUAAUAGCACCGGCGGUGGCGACGCUGCGCGUUUAAAGGACGAAUACAGCAAGGAAAGGGUAUGUUUCUGGAUCUUACAGAGUGCAGGCCGCGAGCGAGUGGAACACGAGCGGGUCGUAAGAACAAACGGAACGAGUCGUGCAACGCUGUCAAAAACGAUGAGAAUCUAUGAGAAUGUCUGGAUCCUGGAUGGCGAAUAG
Molecule: messenger RNA, 555 nt
Organism: Hyaloperonospora brassicae
Lineage: Eukaryota; Oomycota; Peronosporomycetes; Peronosporales; Peronosporaceae
Source: the annotation of a GenBank genome assembly